This is a messenger RNA of Saprolegnia parasitica CBS 223.65, 240 nucleotides long. RefSeq lists its product as hypothetical. The transcript has 2 exons. Gene Ontology annotation, cellular component: mitochondrion. Bases 1 to 240 code for a protein of 79 amino acids. The record is from RefSeq and is a predicted model, not a curated record. NCBI's taxonomy places the organism in Eukaryota, Oomycota, Saprolegniomycetes, Saprolegniales, Saprolegniaceae.
AUGUCGGCGAUCUCCAAGCAAAACCACACCAAGUCGGGCAACAAGAUCAUCAGCAAGCAGCUCAAGGGCGACAAGGUCGCGUCCUGGUUCCAGAAGCCGCUGCAUCUGCGCGUCGGCGGCUACUCGGAGUACUACCAGAAGAUCAACCAGUACCGCUUCGACGUCAACGCGACGGCCAAGCAGCAAGGCCGCGGCCCGCCCAAGAAGGGCGCGGGCAAGCGCUCGUCCAAGAAGAAGUAG